GCUAUAAAACUCGUGACUGUGAAUUAUGUGUAUGAUUGAUUUAAUGCAAUUUUCCAGCAGCAUUGACCAAACAAGUAUUCGGCUGCAAUGUCUCUGUUUUACUUGUUCAUUUUACUGGUAGCAGGUUUAGCUCAUGCUGCACACGAUUAUGUUAAAGACGGGCGUAAUGUGGACGGCCCAUUCCCUUCUAACUUAAGAAAUAUACCAUACUUCUGCUAUCAAGCGCCUUCGAAAGGACCCUGUGGUCUUAUGUUGAAAGCUUGGUUCUUCGAUAUUGUCACUAGAAAAUGUAUGCCGAUGUACUACUCGGGAUGUGGGGGCAACGAAAACAGAUUUGAGUCUAAAGCCGAGUGUCGAGCGUAUUGUGAAGGCACUAGACCAUUGUAGAAUUUUAAUAAACAAGUCUACAUAAGCACUUAACGAUCUAAAACGUGCUUCUAUACGGCGUUUGUUUUCUAAGCUGUAAACCACUGAAAACAUACUUGUUUAUUAAAAUAUGUUUUUUCUUA
Molecule: messenger RNA, 509 nt
Organism: Cydia fagiglandana
Lineage: Eukaryota; Metazoa; Arthropoda; Insecta; Lepidoptera; Tortricidae
Product: amyloid-beta precursor protein-like
Exons: 2
Coding region: 88-387 (99 amino acids)
Molecular function (GO): serine-type endopeptidase inhibitor activity
Source: RefSeq, a predicted model, not a curated record